AUGGGAGGAAGAGGGAGGCCAAGGAAAAAUCAGACCAAAUUGCUAGUAAUUGAUCGCGGAAGCAAGGAAACUAACUCAAAGGAACAAGGAAAACAACAUGCAAAGGGGAAAAUGCAGGAAGAGGAACUGGAUCUUGACAGUGAUUGUGAGCUAAAUUGGCCAGAUCUGAACUGCAAUCGUGUUAAUUCAGGUACCCCAGUGAAUCCCGCUAAUCUAGGGAUACCCAAGAUGAAUGUAUCGCCAGUUACCAUUGGAGACGCAAGCACUAGCAGAGCAAAACUCAAUGAUACAGUAACAAACAGUAUUGUAAAGGAGCAGGGCAAUGGAACAGUGACUGUACGAGCUGAGGAAGACAAGCAGAACCAGACGAAACCAACCAUUUUGGGCAGAUCGUGGGCUGGAUUAUUGCAUGACAACAAAUUAGCUGCAAAAGGAAUGGAUCUAACAUAUGUUCCACCGGUGAUACAAGAGGGUGAAGUAGUAGUACAGAUCCUGGAGGAUGAUAUAGCUGAGGAAAAGCAGAAAUUGAAUCGAGCUCUAAUAAUGUAUGUAGUUGGAAACACUCCAACUAUAGGUGUUGUUGAACAAUUUGUUGCUUCUCAAUGGGGAAAAGUUAGAAAACCUAAGGUACUAUAUCAUAGUGAUGGUUAUUUUACAAAUCUGCUGAAUAGUGUUGAAGAAAGAGAUGAAGUGCUGAUGAAUGGGCCUUAUACUAUGAACAGUAGACCUGUAAUACUAAAAGCUUGGGCUGAGGGUUUUGAUUUUAAUGAAGAGGUUUUGAAAACUAUUCCACUGUGGGUUAAAUUCCCAAAACUCCCACUAAACUACUGGAGUAAUAAGGCACUUAGCAAAAUUGAAAGUGGACUGGGAAAGCCUUUGUAUGCUGAUGCUUGCACAACUGUGACUGAUAGAAUCUCCUAUGCUAGGGUCCUCAUAGAAAUGGAUAUAACUAGAACUCUACCUGGGACAAUUAAGCUGAUUGACACCAAUGGCAAAGUGAUUGAGCAAAUGGUACAGUAUGACUGGAAGCCCCAAUACUGUCAAACUUGUUGCCAAAUUGGUCACUCAUGCCACAACAAGGAAGCUCAGAAGCAAGAUGUGGGGCAGCAAACGUAUGGAAUGCAGAAUCAAGGAAAGUUAUGGAAAGUUGUAAGAAGUUUAGAUCCCAAGACUGAUAAAAUUGAUACAAGAGGCAG
This is a messenger RNA of Nicotiana attenuata, 1196 nucleotides long. RefSeq lists its product as uncharacterized. NCBI's taxonomy places the organism in Eukaryota, Viridiplantae, Streptophyta, Magnoliopsida, Solanales, Solanaceae. The transcript has a single exon. The record is from RefSeq and is a predicted model, not a curated record. The annotation marks the transcript as partial.